Molecule: messenger RNA, 1773 nt
Organism: Exaiptasia diaphana
Lineage: Eukaryota; Metazoa; Cnidaria; Anthozoa; Actiniaria; Aiptasiidae
Product: substance-K receptor-like
Exons: 1
Coding region: 261-1310 (349 amino acids)
Biological process (GO): G protein-coupled receptor signaling pathway
Cellular component (GO): membrane
Molecular function (GO): G protein-coupled receptor activity
Source: RefSeq, a predicted model, not a curated record
UUUUUUUAAAAAUCGCUGAUUACGAGUAGCUUAACACAGCCAUUAUGUGAUUGGUUGAAUGUGACGUUACAUGRACUAAUUUGCGACAUUUUGCGUACCAACUUAAUCCUUCAAUUUGAUUGGUURGAUUGUCCAUAUCAUUAUCCUUAUCGUAYGAAAACGUGUUAUUUUCUGACGCAUUUUUUUCAACUUAUAAGGAACACUUUUAUGACGAACUUAUUCUAAAACAUCACCAGCAGAACGUACGGURAGUGAACARGAUGUUUGAUAAUUCUACUUUCAACUCUACUCAUCCUGAUAUUCUUGUUCCUUACUACGGCAAGAUACCAUGGACUGCGGCCUUUUCUCUUCAAUUUGUUYUGGCCAUGAUGGGAAACUUCCUUAUUGUGUGGAUAGUCUUUAGGGACAAUCGAUUAAGAACUACCACUAAUCACUUAAUAACCAACAUGGCGGUCAGUGAUAURWUUGCAGCUAUUUUUGCCUAUCCAGACGAAAUARUAUUCAUACACUUCGGCAGGCAAUGGCUGAUUGAUGGGGUCAUUGGUAAUGCACUGUGCAAGCUAGUUUUCUUUACUAUKGAUACGUCUUUCGCUGUUUCUGCAUAUAGCUGUGUUGUCAUCGCCGUUGACCGGUAUUUCGCCGUGGCUCAUCCAUUCAAGAGACCUUUCGAGGGCAAYAUGAAACAUGUCAUCGCAGUUAUUUGGAUUAUUUCAAUCGUAAUUGGUUCACCAUACUUAUUCAUUUUAUCAACUAUUCAAUUUGAUGACUUCUUGUACUGUGACGCUUCUUACGAUCAUCAGUCAUUAUUUUUACUURACAGUUACAUCAUWGAGGCCUUGACCGGUGUUUUGCCAGUCCUGUUCAUCACAAUCACCUACAUUUUAACCAUCUGCAAACUCUAUCAACACAAAAUAACCGGAUUAUCAACCACAGAACAAAGAAGAAGAYAACAACAGAAUAAAAAAGUCCUAAAACAUGCUYUGACAAUUGUGGUUUUGCUGUAUUUUUGUCGCGUUUGUCGUUUCACUUUAUUUAUGUUUGCUACUCAGGGAAAAUUGAGCAAUCUCUCGCUCUCAACMUUUCUGAAAGUACAUUUUUCCUCAGAUUUCAUUUUCUACUUUAAUCUAAUGUAUAAUUUCUUCAUCUACCUCAUCUUCAAUGAUAUUUARCGWGAGAAUAUCAAAGCUCUCGUACCCAAGUGUUGCUGUCGAUCRAAUCGUYCAGGCAGGKAAUARGAAGUGGAAGAACAUACCGCAAGCACAGAAUUYAAGGAAAGACAUCGAAAUGAACACUCAAUAAUUACAAAGUAAUGUAACGAAAAGAGAAAGAAAAAAUUGUAAAUUUAAGAGCUAUAUAUUGAUGUACAUUAAAGUGUGGUGUGUUUGUAAGUACACUCUAUAUCAGAUCUACCAAGAACUUAAAAAAGCAGGCGAUUCAUCCAUCUGUCAAGAUAGAGGUUCGCUUUGAGUGURGUGUUUUUGAUUGAACGAAUAAACCCAGUAUUAGUUUUAGAGACAGUCAGUAAAUUUUCAUGUAUUUUUUCAGUUAAUUAUAAGAUAGAGAGAGAAUAGUUAAAUAUGCAAUGGUUUCUUAGAUGCAAAAAUAAGUACAGUGUUAUACAUCGCCGCUUAAAAAAAUUGUUGACUAAUAAAAACAACAGAGCAGUCGAACAGUUUCCGCGCGCAACUUCACAGGAUAAUGACCUUCAACUGACUCUAUUUCUUAAAUAWUUCURAUCUUGUGGGCUUAGUGCAAUUUUCUGAAAUGCUUUUA